AUGCCUCCGGUUUUCUCGCGUCCGACCCCCAGUGUCCCCGAUUUACCCCUCGAUGUCGUCCUCGCGAUAGCCCGUUAUCUCCCCCCUCGUGAUCAAUGCGCCAUGCUUCCCUGCUCGUGGACUAUGCACAAACUCAUCGCGCCUGUCGUUUAUGGGCGGGUGGACGUGUGGAUUCAGCCCCGGUCUUGGGACAAGUCGGAGGGUCUUGAUCCCACCCCGUUCAGGCUGUUGCGCACGUUGGCGGCUUCUGCGCAGUACGCUGGCUUUCCUGUCUCCUCUCGCUGCUAUGCCCGCCACGUCCUCACGUUCGCCUACGUCUCCUACGGAAGACAAGCCGAUGUCCGCGGUAUCCCCAUGCUCGCGGAGUUCCUUCGAUUCGCCAUUCGUCUGCGACAUCUGCGCAUCGAUGUCGUCCCUGCAUCUGUGCCUUUGUUGCUAGAUGCCUUCCGCCGGAACUCCAUCAUCAGUUCGCCUCCCCCCCUGUUGGCUGCCGCGUAUGCAACCGCAAGCACAAUUCAUCCCUGGAGCCUCCCCCGCCUCGAGAGUGUCCGGUCGUCCAAGGCUGCCAUCGUCGAGCCCUUGAUGCGCAAGCGUAACAUCCACACGGCCAUAGUCGAUGGAGCGCUGUCCUCCGCCGACAUCACCAACUUCCUCCGCAACCCAGUCUCUCUCCAAACGCCUCAGCUCUUGCGCCUCUCCCUCAGCAUCAUCCAGGACUCGAUCUACAGGCACAUCAUCCGAGCGACGUCGCUGACCUUCGGUCACUUGGAGUACCUCUCCAUUAGAACCAACGCUGUGCUGGCGGACCCAGUCUUCGAGCUUCUUAUGGACGCUGAAGGCGACCGGCUCUCCAUGUUCCCGAAGCUGCGAGGCCUCGCAGUCAAUCACGGGGGUCACUCAGAGAGCAAGUUGGUGAAGCUCGUGUACCACUCCGCCGGCUUCCUAGCGAGCAUGUCCGCCCAGGCCUUACCACCCCCCACACCAGACCUGCUUCUGCUCCUUCGUCAGCCUGCCCAAUGCAUCAUAGCGCAAUGGUCGCCCAUCCCCAGCAAAACCACCUUGCUCUCCAUCGUCAUCUUUCCGCAACGCUGGGUCCUGCUCGAAGGAGAAUCACUAUACCUCGAACACGCGGACCCGUCCUCCCGGCACGUCGACACGCUCUUCUAA
Messenger RNA from Trametes versicolor FP-101664 SS1, 1167 nucleotides. RefSeq lists its product as uncharacterized. The transcript is spliced from 3 exons. NCBI's taxonomy places the organism in Eukaryota, Fungi, Basidiomycota, Agaricomycetes, Polyporales, Polyporaceae. Gene Ontology annotation, molecular function: protein binding. The record is from RefSeq and is a predicted model, not a curated record. The coding region runs from base 1 to 1167 and encodes 388 amino acids.